This is a messenger RNA of Musa acuminata AAA Group (dessert banana), 1986 nucleotides long. RefSeq names its product vacuolar cation/proton exchanger 1a-like. Bases 64 to 1422 code for a protein of 452 amino acids. Gene Ontology annotation, biological process: intracellular calcium ion homeostasis; calcium ion transmembrane transport. The record is from RefSeq and is a predicted model, not a curated record. Lineage: Eukaryota; Viridiplantae; Streptophyta; Magnoliopsida; Zingiberales; Musaceae. The transcript has 12 exons. Gene Ontology annotation, cellular component: plant-type vacuole membrane. Gene Ontology annotation, molecular function: calcium:proton antiporter activity.
GUUUCGGCAACAAUUUCUGGGCUGCAUUGGAUCGAGAUACGGAGUACUGUUGGGUGUAGAGCCAUGGCGUCGACGGGCUACGAGGCGGCGAGGAGGCUCGAGGGAGGCGAGCACAAAGGCGGUAGGAUGAGCAAAGAGGCGCAGCAGGGCCACGGCCACACCCACGGCCGCACCGCCCACAACAUGUCCUCGUCGUCGCUGCGCAAGAAGUCGGACCUGUCGCUGGUGUCGAAGGUCCGCUGCCGCUUCCUCAGGGCGCUCCUCGCCAACCUGCAGGAGAUCUUCCUCGGCACCAAGCUCUUCGUCCUCUUCCCCGCCGUCCCCCUCGCCGUCGCCGCCAGCUACUUCAACUUCGGACGCGCGUGGCUGUUCGCGUUGAGUUUGCUUGGCCUCGCUCCUCUCGCUGAGCGUGUCAGCUUCCUGACAGAACAAAUCGCAUACUACACCGGGCCAACUGUUGGUGGCCUCCUGAAUGCAACAUGCGGAAACGCCACCGAGCUGAUCAUAGCUCUUUUUGCGCUGCGGGAGGGGAAGAUUGAGGUGGUGAAGUGUUCCCUGGUCGGAUCUGUCCUCUCCAACCUAUUGCUUGUUCUUGGGACCUCCCUCUUCUUUGGCGGCCUGGCCAACCUCCACAAAGAGCAAUUCUAUGAUCGAAAACAAGCCGACGUGAACACCGGUCUGCUCCUUCUGGGCGCGCUGUGCCACAUCCUGCUGCUAAUGUUCGGGUACGCCAUGAACUCCGGAGAGCACGCGGCGGUGGACACCGUUCGAAGAUUGGCAUUGUCGAGAGCGUGCAGCGUCGUGAUGCUCCUUGCCUACGCUGCUUACCUCUUCUUCCAGCUAAAGACCCACCGCCAACUGUUCGAAUCGAAGGAGGGAGACGAGGACCACGACGAUGGGGUAUCCGAAGACGAGCCCGUCAUCGGAUUCCCUUGCGCGGUGGCUUGGCUGGUGGGGAUGACGACCGUGAUUGCAGCAUUAUCUGAGUACGUUGUCGGCACCAUUGAGGCUGCUUCAGAUUCCUGGGGAAUCUCCGUGAGCUUCAUCAGCAUCAUCUUGCUCCCGAUAGUUGGCAACGCAGCAGAGCAUGCGGGUGCCAUCAUUUUUGCUUUCAAGAACAAGCUGGAUAUAACUCUUGGUGUCUCCCUUGGUUCGGCAACACAGAUCUCCAUGUUUGUGGUUCCAUUGAGUGUUCUUGUGGCCUGGAUAAUGGGAAUCGAGAUGGAUCUUGAUCUUAAACUGUUGGAAACUGGCUCACUGAUCAUGGCAAUCCUAGUAAUAGGCUUCACUUUACAGGAUGGCACGGCACAUUACUUAAAGGGGCUCGUGCCCCUGCUCUGCUACAUUGCAAUCGCUGCAUGCUUCUACGUUUACAGAUCUCCAAAUCAAACAAACAAGGGUGCUGUGAUCACAGCAGCGUAGUAGAUACGCAAAACUUUCUAUAUCCUCUUAUGAACUUCCACUUGCACAUCAUGUUGCUAAUUCGACCGAAAACAUGUAAAUGAACGAGAAUUAAGGUGACUCUUCCCAGCAAAGUAGAGAGUUCUUUUUAAGCUAGACUGAAGCAUUUGCGACUCUGGCACCAAGUUUUGCAUGAGGUUGGCGAAGAACAGGAAAGACCUAAUAAGAUUACAUGUUGAUGAACUUAUAUCUAUACGCUCUAAAUUUGAUUCUGCUGCACUAAUCUUUUGCCUUUUUUACUUUGUUUUCAAUGUCGAUUAAUAACCAAAACCAUCAGGCUUUGAUGAGUUAAAAAUCCUGGUUUUUGUAUGAGAAGGGUGAAACUAAUGGAUCAUAAUGUUCUCUUGGCAUCCAACAUGAAGGGCACAGACUGUUCAUAUCGGAAUAGUGGAAGUCAAAUGGGAUUUCACACCUUUGAUCAUUCGACAAGAGCUUUAUGACUCUGUAAUCUUAUGUUUAACUGUGGUGAUGAGAUGUACCAUCUUGUUAACGUUUAACUCCACACAAUAAAUGAUUCUUUUCAAA